CGGGAUAUUCAUGUAUGUGGGGGGGGGUACACGGUGAGAAAAAGAUGGCAGCGCCACACAGCUACCGGCCAUUUCAAUUGCUCAACUGUUCAUUCGUCAACUGUCAACAUGAGAAACAUGGAUUCAAUGAGAAAGAUGAACUGGCAUUCGUCAACUAUAUCUCUGAAUGCGAGUUCAAUAACAGGAAGUCAAGCGAGCACAAGAAGUACCUACCGUCCCCGUGAUCCUCAGCAAAUUCGUCAACCAGACGAGACAAAAGAAAAACUGGAGCCCCUGAUAAAGGGGAUUCACGAGACAUCAGCUGAGAACAAUGCCUUCAUCAAGGAGUCGAUGACUCUCCUGAAGGCCCUGGAUAUCGAGCCAAGAUCACUCUCACCAGAGACGAACGACCAACUGGAUAAAGUAUCCGUCAUCUUGAAAACCGAGAAUCUGGCAGUCCUUGACGAAACUCUGCUAACGAUAUCUCGAAAUAGAAGGAGACUUGAUGACAUUCAGAGAUCGAGGAUUGACAGAAACUUGAAGAGAAAGUACGAGGAUCUCUGCAGUCGUUAUGCGAGACUCGAGGAAAAGGUGAAUAACACCCAGGAGCGGGUGAGUUUCAUAACCGAUUUUGUGGACACUGCACGAGAGUUCAACGAGAGAGAGUACUCUGAUAUUAUUCAUAAAGCGACGAAGUUGAAUGAAUACAGAGAGGCUGCACGUAAUUUGGAAAAUGAACUGUGUGGACUUGAUGUGGCUGAUGAUUAUCCAGAAAGGAUUCUGGAGAAAUACAGUUAUUAUUUGGGGGCCACUGGAGAGCUUGCAGAGCUGAAUAAAACUGUCAAUCAGUAUGGAGAACUACCGGCUGAUAUUCUGCAGGCGAAGGCUGCUGUCGAGCAAAAGGAGAGACGACGUGUCGAGGUGAAAAAUAUGUUGGACGAGCGGAUGAUGAAGUAGUCGAGUGCCUGUGUGUGAGGGUAGACUCUUGAGACUCCAUCUAAUGAGACAAAUAGUUUGUAAUUUAUGCAAUGAAAGAGAUAAAAUGACGGUCGUAUUCAGAAGACGAAUUUGAAUGAGUAUGCUGUCGAGCAGAGACAGGAACGACGUGUCCAGGUGCAAAUUUGUUCGGACGACUGGAUGAUGGCGUGGUCGAGUCGAGUGCUUGAGGUUUGAUUUGGUAGAAUCAUUUGUAAUUUACGAAAUCGAAGCUAAAUGACGAAGAUAACCUUUGAUCAGGGUGAGAUAUUAUUUAUACGAAAAAAAUGGAUAAUGAGACACAGUGAAAAGACCAUCUUCAUAAAUCAAAAAUAUUAUUCAUACAAAAAGAAGAAAAA
Molecule: messenger RNA, 1313 nt
Organism: Diachasmimorpha longicaudata
Lineage: Eukaryota; Metazoa; Arthropoda; Insecta; Hymenoptera; Braconidae
Exons: 2
Coding region: 109-936 (275 amino acids)
Source: RefSeq, a predicted model, not a curated record